Molecule: messenger RNA, 5050 nt
Organism: Kogia breviceps (pygmy sperm whale)
Lineage: Eukaryota; Metazoa; Chordata; Mammalia; Artiodactyla; Physeteridae
Source: RefSeq, a predicted model, not a curated record
CUGAGAGAGACCAGAGAGGGGGAAGAGACACACACAAACAGAUAGGAGAAGGGCACCGGCUGAAGCCACUUGCAGGACUGACUGACGGUUCUUACAACGAAACUCUAGCAGCGUGAGGAACUAAAAGCCAGGUUUAAUUGGUUUCUUUUUCUCGUGGGUAGAGUUAAUAUUUUUCUACUUAUUUUGACAAAGCAAUAACCCCGAAGCACAUUCCUAGUUCCCACCUGCUUUUAGUUUCCGGUGUAGCCUAAACUCCAGAGAGCCUUAGCAUCCACUCGGUCCUUUCUGCUUUGUACACAGAUGGGGUGGCUGGACGAGAGCAGCUCUUGGCUCAGCAGAGAAUGCACAGUAUGAUCAGCUCAGUUGAUGUAAAGUCAGAGGUUCCUGUGGGCCUGGAGCCCAUCUCACCUUUAGACCUAAGGACAGACCUCAGGAUGAUGAUGCCCGUGGUGGACCCUGUAGUCCGUGAGAAGCAACUGCAGCAGGAGUUACUCCUGAUCCAGCAACAGCAGCAAAUCCAGAAGCAGCUCUUGAUCGCAGAGUUUCAGAAACAGCAUGAGAACUUGACACGGCAGCACCAGGCUCAACUUCAGGAGCACAUCAAGUUGCAACAGGAACUUCUAGCCAUAAAACAGCAACAAGAACUGCUAGAAAAGGAGCAGAAACUGGAGCAGCAGAGGCAAGAACAGGAAGUAGAGAGGCAUCGCAGAGAACAGCAGCUUCCUCCUCUCAGAGGCAAAGAUAGAGGACGAGAAAGUAAGAGGCACCAGGGGGCAGUGGCAAGUACAGAAGUAAAGCAGAAGCUUCAAGAAUUCCUGUUGAGUAAAUCAGCAACAAAAGACACUCCAACUAAUGGAAAAAAUCAUUCCGUGAGCCGCCAUCCCAAGCUCUGGUACACGGCUGCCCACCACACGUCAUUGGAUCAAAGCUCUCCACCCCUGAGUGGAACGUCUCCAUCCUACAAAUACACAUUACCAGGAGCGCAAGAUGCAAAGGAUGAUUUUCCUCUUCGAAAAACUGCCUCUGAGCCCAACUUGAAGGUGCGGUCCAGGUUAAAACAGAAAGUGGCAGAGAGGAGAAGCAGCCCCUUACUCAGGCGGAAGGAUGGAAAUGUUGUCACUUCAUUCAAGAAGCGAAUGUUUGAGGUGACAGAAUCCUCAGUCAGUAGCAGUUCUCCAGGGUCUGGUCCCAGUUCACCAAACAAUGGGCCAACUGGUAAUGUUACUGAAAAUGAUACUUCGGUUUUGCCCCCUACUUCUCAGGCUGAGAAAAUGGUUUCACAGCAACGCAUUCUAAUUCACGAAGAUUCCAUGAACCUGCUCAGUCUUUAUACCUCUCCCUCUUUGCCCAACAUUACCCUGGGACUUCCAGCAGUGCCAGCCCAGCUGAAUGCUUCAAAUUCACUCAAAGAAAAACAGAAGUGUGAAACCCAGACACUCAGGCAAGGUGUUCCUCUGCCUGGGCAGUAUGGGGGAGGCAUCCCGGCAUCUUCAAACCAUCCCCAUGUCACUUUGGAGGGAAAGCCCAACAGCAGCCACCAAGCUCUCCUGCAGCAUUUACUACUGAAAGAACAAAUGCGACAGCAAAAGCUUCUUGUGGCUGGCGGAGUUCCUUUACAUCCUCAGUCUCCCUUGGCAACAAAAGAGAGAAUUUCACCUGGCAUUAGAGGUACCCACAAAUUACCCCGUCACAGACCCUUGAAUCGAACCCAGUCUGCACCUUUGCCUCAGAGCACAUUGGCUCAGCUGGUCAUUCAGCAGCAACACCAGCAAUUCUUGGAGAAGCAGAAGCAGUACCAGCAGCAGAUCCACAUGAACAAGCCAGCAAGGCAACAGCUCAGCUUUGCUGGGGGAUCACCUCCAGAUGUUCAACCAAAGAGAGACCCUGCCACCCCACUGAGACUGCUUUCGAAAUCUAUUGAACAACUGAAGCAACCAGGCGGUCACCUUGAGGAAGCGGAGGAAGAGCUUCAGGGGGACCAGGCGAUGCAGGAAGACAGAGCGCCCUCUAGUGGCAACAGCACUAGGAGUGACAGCAGUGCUUGUGUGGAUGACACAUUGGGACAAGUUGGGGCUGUGAAGGUCAAAGAGGAACCAGUGGACAGUGAUGAAGAUGCUCAGAUCCAGGAAAUGGAAUCUGGGGAGCAGGCUGCUUUUAUGCAACAGCCCUUCCUGGAGCCGCAGCACGCACGUGCACUCUCUGUGCGCCCAGCUCAGCUGGCCGCGGAUGGCAUGGACGGAUUAGAGAAACAUCGUCUUGUCUCCAGGGCUCAUUCCUCCCCUGCCGCCUGCAUUUUCCCUCACCCAGCAAUGGACUGCCACCUCCUGCCUGGCUCUGCAACUGGAAUUGCCUAUGAUCCUCUGAUGCUGAAACACCAGUGCAUUUGUGGCAAUUCCACCACCCACCCUGAGCAUGCUGGACGCAUACAGAGCAUCUGGUCACGGCUGCAAGAAACUGGGUUGCUAAAUAAAUGUGAGCGAAUUCAAGGUCGAAAAGCCAGCCUGGAGGAAAUACAGCUUGUUCAUUCUGAACAUCACUCACUGUUGUAUGGCACCAACCCCCUGGAUGGACAGAAGCUGGACCCCAGGACACUACUAGGUGACUCUUCUCAAAAGUUUUUUUCUUCAUUACCUUGUGGUGGACUUGGGGUGGACAGUGACACCAUUUGGAAUGAGCUGCACUCGUCCGGUGCUGCACGCAUGGCUGUUGGCUGUGUCAUCGAGCUGGCUUCCAAAGUGGCCUCAGGAGAGCUGAAGAAUGGAUUUGCUGUUGUGAGGCCCCCAGGCCAUCACGCUGAAGAAUCCACAGCCAUGGGGUUCUGCUUUUUUAAUUCAGUUGCAAUUACCGCCAAAUACUUGAGAGACCAACUAAAUAUAAGCAAGAUAUUGAUUGUAGAUCUGGAUGUUCACCAUGGAAAUGGUACACAGCAGGCCUUUUAUGCUGACCCCAGCAUCCUGUAUAUUUCACUCCAUCGCUAUGAUGAAGGGAACUUUUUCCCUGGCAGUGGAGCCCCAAAUGAGGUUGGAACAGGCCUUGGAGAAGGAUACAAUAUAAAUAUUGCCUGGACAGGUGGCCUUGAUCCCCCCAUGGGAGAUACUGAGUACCUAGAAGCGUUCAGGACUAUAGUGAAGCCUGUGGCCAAAGAGUUUGAUCCAGACAUGGUCCUGGUUUCUGCUGGAUUUGAUGCAUUAGAAGGCCACGCCCCUCCUCUGGGGGGCUACAAAGUGACAGCAAAAUGCUUUGGUCAUUUGACGAAGCAAUUGAUGACACUGGCUGAUGGACAUGUGGUGUUGGCUCUAGAAGGAGGACAUGAUCUCACAGCCAUCUGCGAUGCAUCAGAAGCCUGUGUAAAUGCCCUUCUAGGAAAUGAGCUGGAGCCACUUGCAGAAGAUAUUCUCCAACAAACUCCGAAUAUGAAUGCCGUUAUUUCUUUACAGAAGAUCAUUGAAAUUCAAAGCAAGUACUGGAAGUCAGUAAGGACGGUGAGUGUGCCGAGGGGCUGCGCUCUGGCUGGGGCGCAGUUACAAGAGGAGACAGAGACAGUUUCUGCCCUGGCCUCCCUGACGGUGGAUGUGGAACAGCCCUUUGCUCGAGAAGACACCAGAACUGCUGGUGAGCCUAUGGAAGAGGAGCCAGCCUUGUGAAGCGCCAAGUCCUCCCCAGCCUUCCCCACCCCCGAUAUUUCCUGUGUGUGACAUCAUUGCAUAUCCCCCCGCCACCCCAGCACCCUCAGACAUGUCUUGUCUGCUGCCUGGGUGGCACAGAUUCCAUGGAACAUAAACACUGGGCACAAAAUUCUGAACAGCAGCUUCACUUGUUCUUUGGAUGGACUUGAAAGGGCAUUAAAGAUUCCUUAAAAGUAACCGCUAUGAUUCUAAAGUUACAGUAAACCACGAUUGGAAGAAACUGCUUCCAGAGUGCUUUUAAUAUGCUGGGUGACCCACUCCCAGGCCCAAAGUAUGAACUAGAAACAUCCAGUACAGCGUUAGAUACUGUUAAUUACAGAUGGUAUGACAGCCAGUGAAAUUUUGGGCAAAACCUUAGAAAUCUCAUUCCUGACAUUCUGAUCAGUUUUUUAUUGGGAACUUUUUCGUCAAACAGGCUUAAAUUGUUUACAGGAUUUGCUUUCAGCUAUGAAAGGAUAGCAAUUCCCGACAGAUCACGGGGGUUUUUUUGUUUUGUUUGGGGCCUUUGUUUUAACAUAUGGUUCAACUCUUGCUAGGAAGAGUCCAAGAUGGAGGAACCAGGAUGAGGCUUUUUUCAGUGGAAUAAACCACACUGUAUCUCAAAGUCCAAUGCCAAAGCAACCUCACACAUUUUAUGUAAUGGUGCAAUAUUUUAUAUCACAUUUUUUGAGAAAAAUUACCCUGUUUCCCUAACAUCCCUCUCUGCGUUCUCAGACACAGGAGAUUCGCAGUUGAUUUAGGAUGAAGUCUCCUUCCUCCCUCAUACAUCCCUUGCUCUGGUGACAGUAGCUCUGAGUAUAUGUUUCACGGAGGAUUUUCAGUGUCUUUGAAAAGUGCAUAACUUUUCAAAGGCCAUCUUAAUUUGUUCCAAAUCUAUCAAGAACUUAUUCUCUAACUUUUAUUUUUCUGCUUUCCAUCACUUCCUUUCUUCUUGCCUUUCAUCCUUCCUUCCUAUAAAAAAAGACGAGGAUUACCCAUAAUCUCCCCAAUUACUCAGGAGCUUUGAGGACUCAGUUUAUUUUCUUGCUUCCCAGGUUAACACAGCUGCUUGGCCUGAUGUGUUCUUUUAGCUGUAAAACCAUUGAGGGCUUAAGCAAUGUUACUGAAUUUUCUAGAUCUUUGAAAUGUGUUAAUGAAGGCAUUGCUUAUUUGAAGUCACCUUGAAUUGAGUUAUCCUUGAAGAUGUGCCUUCAUGUGAAAAAAACAACACAAACUUAACCUUUACACAUGUUGCCUUAGUGUCAAAGGCUAAAAACAUAGGACAUUUCUGAGAUUAAAAGCAACUUACUAAAUAUAAGUAGGUUAUCCCCCUACCUCCCCAAAUUCUAUUUCAAUGUAUAACUCAGACACCUAAAGACAUCGAU